Messenger RNA from Malania oleifera, 699 nucleotides. RefSeq lists its product as uncharacterized. The record is from RefSeq and is a predicted model, not a curated record. Bases 1 to 699 code for a protein of 232 amino acids. NCBI's taxonomy places the organism in Eukaryota, Viridiplantae, Streptophyta, Magnoliopsida, Santalales, Ximeniaceae. The transcript has 2 exons.
AUGCUUUGCAACGGCGUCGUUCGAGGGGUGGAAAGUGGUGCCGCGACGCCGUUUUGGGGUCCUGGGGCCUUCGGUCACCGUGAAAGGGGUGCCCAGUUCCGUAUGGAUCCAAGAAACAGUGGCACAAAUGUUGGGGAAGAUAAGCUAAGACCUUCCAGCAUGGGAGGUGGAGAUACUGAUGUCGUACUGCGCAGCAUCACCCAGCAAGUGAUGACUGAAAUAGCCAAGAGCUCAGGGGAGCGUAGCUACACGAUUAAGAAGUUUAUGCAGAUGAAGCCUCCAUCUUUUGCUAGAGGAGACGACCCAAUUAUAGCUGAAAAUUGGGUCCGGGGCAUUGAAGAGACGUUGGCUGUGCUUUCAUGUACGGAUGAACAGAAGAUGGUAUUUGCAACGUUUAAACUGACAGGGGAAGCGAAGCGCAGGACGAGGUCAGCGCGACUGAUUGAGGAACAGAGGCUGGUUCUAGUGUUGGUAACAUGGGAUCGAUUCAAGGAUCUAUUCUUCGAGCAAUAUUUCCCCACUAUCAUUUGGAGCACAAAGGCAGCAGUGUUUAUGCUUCUAGAACAUGGGCAAAUGACAGUAUCUCAGUACGCAACUCGAUUUAUUAAGUUGUCGCAAUUUGCCCCACAUCUAGCACCAAAUGAAGAGAAAAAGGUAAGGAAGUUUGCAGAGGGUCUAAGGCAGAAUUUGUUCAAGUAG